Molecule: messenger RNA, 642 nt
Organism: Monoraphidium neglectum
Lineage: Eukaryota; Viridiplantae; Chlorophyta; Chlorophyceae; Sphaeropleales; Selenastraceae
Exons: 2
Coding region: 1-642 (213 amino acids)
Source: RefSeq, a predicted model, not a curated record
AUGGAGACCGGCAACGCAGCCGGCCCCAACGGCAUUGAAUGCCAAGGCGAGGACGUCGGAUUGGACGCGUGGGUGCACGGGCACCCCGUGGACCGCCCCAACGCCUCAGCCACCGACGCCGCCCCUCCGCGGCGGUUGAACGUCCACUACAGGACGGCCGCCGGCGCCGUGCAGACCGCCGUCUGCGAAAUCAGCGCGGCGUUCUUCCCGCGCUGCACCGUCGGCAAGGUCGCCGCGCGCAUUGUGGCGCUCGCGCCGGCCGCGGACGGCUCGUCGUGCCUGGGGCCCGCCGAGGAUGCAUCGGGACGUAUUUUGCAGCAGGGCGAUUUGCUGGCUGACGCUUUGGGCGAGGGGCAGGACAUAUUCCUAUGCGUCACGCGCACGCCCGCUGCCGGCCGCCCCGUGGGGGAUGAGGCCUCGAGCAGCGGCGCCGCAGCGGCAGGCGGCAGCGGCUGCGGGCGCUGGGCCGGGGGCGGAUCACCUGCGCGGGGAGGCUGCGGGGCCUGUGGAGGCUGCGCAGGGGAGCUGGCGGAGCAGCACAGCCCCUGGCGCGACUGGGCGGCGCUGCCGCUGCCGGCGCUCAAGCGCGCAUCAAACAUGAUGAUGGCGAUGCUGCACCCUGGGCAGGCCCAUGGCCCGUAA